AGUAACUAUAGUUUAGUAUUGUAAUAUGUUUACGUUGUAUAAUUCAUUUACGUAUUGUAAUAUAAGUUGAUAUUUAUUGAUUCUAUAUUUUAAAAAAGGAAAAUCUUAAUUAUGUCGUUCACCUAUAUUAUAACAUAUUGACGCGUUAUAUCACGUGAUCAUACUCCAAUACUAUACAAUAAUUUCUCUCAUUGUAGCCUCUUCCUCCCUCAUCCCUUCUACUCUUCUUGAGUUUCAAGGCUCAACCCAACCCAUUUUGAAGUCAUGUGUCCUUGCUUGCUCUUAAUAGGAUAGAAUUUUCUUUUAGGACGGAAAAAAAAAAAUUAAGGUGGGAAAGAACUAGCCCAAAUGGCACCGCAGGCUCUUAAUGGUAUAGAUAGUAUAAUAAAUUUUGGACUAAAAAUAUAAAUAAUAUUAGACAAGAAAAUGAGAAAACAAAAAUUAGUUGAAGGCAAAUAUCGAAAAAAAAAAACAGAGGAGGUCAAGAGGCAAAAGACCAAAUAAGUCCAAGACAACCAAUGGCUGUCCCACAUUGUUCUCCGCACGUCUAUAUUACGCGGGAUUUUCUUUCUCUCUCCUCUUAAACCCCCCGAAAAACAAGAAACAUCCUGACGAAGAAAAAAAAAUCUAAACAGAAAAACAUAUUAUCAAAAUAUCCAAUUAGCUAAAUCCUUCUUCUGGGUUGGAUUGGAUUAGAGCUCUGCAUGACUUUCUGUUUUGAUUCCAUUUUCCGUGAAUUUCUUACAUUUCUGAUCGUGAAGACAAUGUUGCAUUGGUUGAUACAUCUCCUCCACGUUCAAAACACAAAAGUAUAAUCUUGGGCGCUAAUUUAAUAGCCUCUCUUUGCUGCAUACAUUGUUUGUUUUGCUGCUUGCAUGUCAUAUCACCACGUUCAAAUCUUGAAAAAUCUCAGCUUUACGAUUGAGAAUCAUUGGGAAACUUGUGGGUUCUUCCUAAAGCUGGGAAAUUUGAAUUGGGUUAUUGCCAAAUUUGGAGAUUUUAUUUACCUGGUGCGCGUCAUUCCAAGACCAAGGGGCAGAAGGGGGCGCGGCCAUUGUUGUUGGAAGCCAGAAAGGCUGGUGCUUUCGAACGUUUCUGUUUGGUUUGAGGGAAAUUGCAGGAUUUUGUGUCAAGUUCGAUGAAAUGAGAAGGAAAAUAUAUGGAUGGGAUGGAAAUGAGAAGAGGCAGUUAUGCGGUUGUUUUUGGGAUUCUGCUUUGUGCAUUGGUGAUAGGGGCCUCCGAGGGGGUGAGGAGGACAAAGGAAACAUUUAUAGGCAAUGGAGGUGGUUGGGUUACGCAGGAGAUAGACGAAGACAUGGCAGAGCAGGCAUGGGUACAUUGCAGGAAAGAACUGAUAGAUGGCAAAGAUGUUGUCGAAAACUUUAACUUGUAUAUCCCACAGGAGGCGACCAGUGACUCUGAAACAAUUUUCUUAACAAAAAGCAACAAACAUAAUGCAAUUUUAGUUCUUCCUCCUCACGUGAAACAAACACUUCUUGAUUGCUUAAGAAAGAAAGGGCUUCUUUUUCGUCCGUCUGGCAAAAAGGCUAGCUCCAAAAACUGGUUCAUCGACUACUUAGAGUGGCUUUUAAGUUGGCCUCAUUCUCCUAGGAGAUAUUUGGCCGGUGAUUCACCUAGGCCAAUGGAACUGACUCCUGCUCCUGACCUAGCUCCAGGGCCUGCUCCUGAUCUAGCUCCAGAGACUGCUCCGGUUCUAGCUCCAAGCCCUUCUCAGCUUCUAGCUCCAAGCCCUUCUCCGCUUCUAGCUCCAGGCACUGCAGCUAAGUUGCCUAGACAACAAGCACCUUCUCCUUCUCCUUCUAAACAUAUCCAUACUACUUUUCGUGCUAGUCCAAAUCCACCACCAAAGGAUCCCUCGUCCAAAAAGAAAAAUCCACCAUUAAAGGAUCCCUCACCGAAAAAGAAAAAUCAACCACCGAAGAAUCCCUCACCGAAAAAGAAAAGUCCACCAUCAAAGGAAUCAAAAACUGAAAAGCCGCCUGCAAAGGAUAAUAGCAGUCUGAUCAAACUAAUUGCUAUUGCCGGAACUGCAGUAGUUACACUUAUCAUUCUUGCGCUUCUCUGUUUUUGCUGUCUUAAGAAAAGGAGAAGCAGAAAAGUUGGUCCAAGAAAUGGACAAAAUGAUGACAGGCCUCUUCUCACAUUGUCUGCUGGCUCUUCACAGAAGUCUACUGGUUUAGAAAAUUCCAAUAACAAAGAGUUCAGCACUAGCGGAGAUUUUGUAAACAAUAUGCCCGCGAAAACUGAAAAUGAACCUUCGCCGGGUGAGGCAAGUACAUCAGAAAGCACAGCAGGAGGGCCAUUGCCUCCCCUAAAACCUCCCCCUGGAAGACCAGCUCCUCCGCCUCCUGGACCACCACCACCACCUCCUCCUCGUCUUCGCGCCCCACCGCCUCCAAAAGUUGCACCUCCACCAAAGCCAUUGCCUGGUAAGAUCCAACGUCCACCUUUAGGACCACAUCGCAAAGGAAACAGUGUUGAUGGUGAUGUUGAUGGUGAGUCUGGAUCUCAAAAAGCCAAGUUAAAGCCAUUCUUCUGGGAUAAGGUUGUUGCCAAUUCUGAUCAAUCAAUGGUCUGGCAUGAGAUCAGUGCAGGAUCAUUUCAAUUCAAUGAGGAGCAGAUAGAGUCUCUAUUUGGUUAUAAUGCUGCGGAUAAAGCCAAAAAUGAUCGCAGGAAGGAAGCAUCAUCCUUAGAACCUGCAAUCCAGUAUAUUCAAAUUAUUGACAGAAAGAAAGCACAAAAUCUAUCAAUUCUUCUACGAGCAUUGAAUGUGACCACGGAAGAAGUUUCUGAUGCCCUCCGAGAAGGUAAUGAACUUCCUUUGGAGCUUCUCCAGACCUUGUUGAAGAUGGCACCGACUGCUGAAGAAGAACUGAAGCUUAGGUUAUACACCGGCGAUAUUGCUCAACUUGGCCCUGCAGAGCGGUUCCUCAAAGCCAUGGUUGACAUACCAUUUGCUUUUAAGCGCAUAGAGUCACUGGUGUUCAUGUGUUCCCUCCCAGAAGAGGUCACUACCACCAAAGAGUCCUUUGUAACUUUAGAGGUUGCUUGCAACAAACUCAGAAAGAGCAGGCUGUUCCUAAAACUUUUAGAAGCAGUUCUGAAAACUGGAAACCGCAUGAAUGAUGGUACCUACCGUGGUGGUGCGCAGGCAUUUAGGCUUGAUACACUCUUAAAACUGGCUGAUGUAAAAGGCACUGAUGGCAAGACCACACUCUUGCACUUUGUUGUUCAAGAGAUCAUCCGUUCUGAGGGCAGAAGAGCUGUCCGCACAGCCAGAGCAAGCCGGAGCAUGUCCAACGUGAGUGUAGAGGAUUUAGCUGAGGAUGUCAAUGAGGAAUCAGAAGAGCAUUAUUGUAGCCUCGGUCUUCAAGUUGUCUCCGGUUUAAGCGAUGAACUUCAAGAUGUGAGGAAGGCAGCUCUUGUAGAUGCUGAUGGCCUAACGUCAACAGUAGGAGUUCUUGGCCAAUCACUAAUAAAAACGCGAAAUUUUAUAAAUGUUGAGAUGAAGAAUCUGGACGAAGACAGUGAGUUCCAACGUACGCUAGCCAGUUUUGUGCAGCGUGCAGAAUCUGACAUAACAUGGCUGUUGGAAGAAGAAAAGAGGAUAACUGCUCUUGUGAAGAGCACAGCGGAUUACUUCCACGGGAAUGCAGGGAAGGAGGAAGGCAUUCGUUUGUUUGUGAUUAUACGAGAUUUCUUGGUAAUUCUAAACAAGGUAUGUACGGAAGUUCGAAAUUCAGCAAUGAAGUCAGCAAAGACUGCCAAGAAAGAGACCCCCAUAGAGGUAGCUUCAGAAAACCGCCAGCCGGCUACAGAUAUGCGUCAGCGACUGUUUCCAGCUAUUGCAGAACGGCGAGUGGAGGAUGGUUUCAGUUCGGAUGAUGAGGCCUAGCUUUUCAUUUAGAAUAAGUAUAUGGGAGUUCUGGCUUGGAAGCGUAUUGUUUUCCUCUCUGGUUUGGUAAUCCGAAACGAAUGGAAGAAUUUCAAUCACCUAUUACUUAUUCUUUGGUUGUGUUUUCAAGGAAAUCAAAGGUUACUUUUGAGUCAAGUAAGGCGAUAGUGCUGAAAUUGGCCUUAAAAUCUUAUUGGGAUUUAUAAGACAAUGUUUGUGGAAGUAGCUAUAGUAAAUCUUUUAUUAUGUUCAAACUCCAAGCUCAAUGGCAAUGUCUGGCAUAAUGCUAUUUGUUUGGCUUUCCACCAAUGUACCUUUCCCUCACUAUUUUUCAUUGUCGCCUGCACAUUCUUCAGGUGGGCAUGAUGACAAAAAAUGUCAGUUCUA
Molecule: messenger RNA, 4303 nt
Organism: Prunus persica (peach)
Lineage: Eukaryota; Viridiplantae; Streptophyta; Magnoliopsida; Rosales; Rosaceae
Product: formin-like protein 3
Exons: 6
Coding region: 1160-3916 (918 amino acids)
Biological process (GO): actin nucleation; actin cytoskeleton organization
Molecular function (GO): actin filament binding
Source: RefSeq, a predicted model, not a curated record